CUAUCAACGGCACAUUGCUCGAUAAGACGGCACCAGCCUUACGAGUUGUACAAGGCCGAACUACUGCAGCAGUACUUUGCCACAGUGGACUGCAUGGCCACAUAUCUCAAAAACCUCGGCGGCAUUUUCGCAAACGAGAUUUUCUACACAGUGUAUUACUCAAGGGAGGCGAGCUUGUUUCAUGCCGUGACAAGAGACGUGAAGAUAUAUAUGUCUCUUGCGUCCGAGGUGGCCGGCCAGAGAGUACUUUCCGUUGGCAUAGACUCUGCUCAGGUCAUGACUCUGCACUUCAAAGAAUUCAAGUAA
Molecule: messenger RNA, 306 nt
Organism: Pseudomassariella vexata
Lineage: Eukaryota; Fungi; Ascomycota; Sordariomycetes; Amphisphaeriales; Pseudomassariaceae
Exons: 1
Source: RefSeq, a predicted model, not a curated record